This is a messenger RNA of Leptopilina heterotoma, 1369 nucleotides long. RefSeq names its product methyltransferase-like protein 25. The transcript has 4 exons. The coding region runs from base 1 to 1266 and encodes 421 amino acids. The record is from RefSeq and is a predicted model, not a curated record. Lineage: Eukaryota; Metazoa; Arthropoda; Insecta; Hymenoptera; Figitidae.
AUGCCCUACGAAGAGCACUUGACAAAUGUACUUGAUUUGAUCGGGAAAUAUCAGAAUCUUGUAGACUGUCAUUUGGUCGAUUUCAUAACGGAAGAUCUUUGGGACAAGUUUGUCCCAUCAUCAAUGAAAUUAGAACUUGAAGGAAUUGCUUCUCAGGAUCCGAAGACUGAUUGGUGGAAAACUGAAUUGAGUUCUGAAUUGAAUAGUUUUAAAAAAUUAACAGAAUCCUUAAAACUAAGUAAUUGUCCUGAAGUGAUAAAUUUUAAUAGUUUAACGUCGAUGAUUUCAAAGACCGAAAACAGGGAGCGAAACACUGUCCCGUUAAAACAAGAAUCUUUUUUUAUGAAGAACAAAAAGUGGCAUGAAAUUGACAGGUUUUCGAAGGCAAUUGCUCACUUUAUGGAAAAUGACUUUGAUUUAAUCAUAGACGCCGGAUCUGGUAAAGCAUAUUUAUCUCAGUAUUUAUCCGAAGUUUAUGGAAUUCCUGCAUUAGCUAUUGAAUCAUCAACGUCACAUUACAAUAGUGCAUUAUUGCGGAAGGACUUGAUACAUCAAAAAUACGGUCUCUCAUUUCCCAAAGUUUGUUACGUAAAUGAAAGUAUUAAUGAAAUGACAGACUAUUCCAGUUUGAUAGAUGUCAACUUUCUUGAUGGAAAUAAUAAGAACAACGCAAUCUUGGUUGGCCUACAUACUUGUGGGAAUUUAACUCACGCUAUGUGUAAAUCUUUCAUUUAUGCAAAAGAUAUAAAAUGCCUGUGUAUUGUUCCAUGUUGUUACCAUUUAAUUACGAAUUCGUUUACGAUCGAACCGCAUUUUUCCAGAAAUGCAAGAAUGCUUGCUCAACAAUCACUGGAAAGAAUAAGCUGUAAAACUGAACCUAUGUGUGAAAAAUUAUUUUAUCGAGCAAUUUUGCAAGUUCUUCUUCGAUCUUUAGAAAUCGACGAUGUGAAAAUUGGUCGUGGUGGUCCUUCGAGCGAUUUUCCUAAUUAUGCAAAUUGGGCUUUAAAUAAAGUUGGUGUUUCUUCAAAACAGAUUCCAUCGAAAGAGUGUUUGGAACAUAUGUACAAGACUUAUGUUGCUGAACAAUGGAAACUAGAAGUUUUCCACAUGUUGAGAAUGUAUUUAGCACCUGUUGUAGAAGCAGCGAUCGUUUUGGAUAUGGCGACAUUUUUAAAGCAAAGCAACGAUUCUUUGAAACCUAAAAUUAUUCAACUAUUCGAUCCUGCAGUAUCGCCUCGGAAUUAUGCCAUUAUAGCAACAAAAUGAAAAACUGGAAUUUAUUUUGUUUUUAAAUAUUUUCUCUUUACAAAUUUUGUAUAAUAUACUGUCAAAAUAAAAAAAGAAAAAAGUUGUAUCAUUUUAAUUUAAA